Messenger RNA from Chrysochloris asiatica (Cape golden mole), 1986 nucleotides. It is a transcript of the gene SGSM3, whose product is annotated as small G protein signaling modulator 3. The record is from RefSeq and is a predicted model, not a curated record. NCBI's taxonomy places the organism in Eukaryota, Metazoa, Chordata, Mammalia, Afrosoricida, Chrysochloridae. Gene Ontology annotation, molecular function: protein binding. Bases 1 to 1986 code for a protein of 661 amino acids. The transcript has 19 exons.
AUGAGUUUGGUUUCCGCAUGGACAAGGAAGACACUGAGGUGGCAGGCUCACCUAGAAUUCACCCACAACCAUGAUGUGGGGGACCUCACCUGGGACAAGAUCGCUGUCUCCCUGCCCCGCUCAGAGAAGCUACGCUCCCUGGUGCUGACCGGCAUCCCUCACAGUAUGAGGCCACAGCUGUGGAUGCGGCUCUCGGGGGCCCUGCAGAAGAAGCACAACUCGGAGCUGUCGUACCGCGAGAUGGUGAAGAACAGUUCCAACGACGAGACUAUUGCUGCCAGGCAGAUCGAGAAGGACCUGCUACGCACCAUGCCCGGCAACGCCUGCUUCGCCAACGAGAGCAGCAUCGGAGUUCCACGCCUGCGCCGGGUCCUCCGAGCCCUAGCCUGGCUCUACCCCGAGAUCGGCUACUGCCAGGGCACAGGCAUGGUGGCUGCCUGCCUCCUGCUCUUCUUGGAGGAGGAGGAUUCUUUCUGGGUCAUGUGUGCCAUCGUAGAAGACCUGCUGCCUGCCUCUUACUUCAGCACCACCCUGCUGGGCGUCCAGACGGACCAGCGUGUGCUGCGCCAACUCAUCGUCCAGUAUCUGCCGCGGCUGGACAAGCUGCUCCAGGAACACGACAUCGAGCUGUCUCUGAUCACGCUGCACUGGUUCCUCACGGCCUUCGCCAGCGUCGUGCACCUGCGGCUGCUGCUGCGCAUCUGGGACCUGUUCUUCUACGAGGGCUCCCGGGUGCUCUUCCAGGCCACGCUCGGCAUGCUGCACCUCAAGGAGGAGGUGCUGAUUCAAUCCGAAAACUCGGCCUCCAUCUUCAACACACUGUCGGACAUUCCGACACAGAUUGAUGACGCCGAGCUGCUGCUGGGGGCGGCCAUGCGACUGGCGGGCUCCCUCACAGACGUGGCUGUGGAGACCCAGCGUCGCAAGCAUCUGGCCUACCUCAUUGCAGACCAGAGUCAGCUCCUGGGGACCAGUACCACCACCACCCUGUCUCAGGUGGUUCGACGGAGGGCCCAGCGGAGGAAGUCCGGCCUCAGCUCCCUGCUCUUUGGAGAGGACGACCUGGAAGCUCUCAAGGCCAAGAACAUCAAACAGACGGAGCUGGUGGCAGAUCUCCGUGAAGCCAUCCUGCGUGUGGCCCGUCAUUUCCAGUGCACAGACCCCAAACACUGUGGUGUGGAGCUGAGUCCCGACUACAGCAUGCAGAGCCACCAACGGGAUCACGAGAACUACGUGAUGUGUUCGCGCAGCCACCGGCGCCGCGCCAAGGCCCUGCUGGACUUUGAACGACAUGAUGACGACGAGCUGGGGUUCCGUAAAAAUGACGUCAUCACGAUCAUCUCCCAGAAGGACGAGCACUGCUGGGUGGGGGAACUGAAUGGCCUGCGAGGCUGGUUUCCAGCCAAGUUUGUGGAAGUCUUGGACGAACGGAGUAAAGAGGUAACCCUGUUUGAACAUGGGCUGAAGAAGCCGACCCUGUUGGGUGGCGCCUGCCAUCCCUGGCUGUUUAUUGAGGAGGCAGCAGGCCGGGAGGUGGAGAGAGACUUCGACUCUGUGUACUCGCGCCUGGUGCUCUGUAAGACAUACAGGCUGGACGAAGAUGGCAAAGUCCUGACCCCGGAGGAGCUGCUCUACCGGGCGGUGCAGUCGGUGAAUGUGACCCACGAUGCUGUGCAUGCCCAGAUGGAUGUGAAGUUGCGCUCCCUCAUCUGCGUGGGGCUCAACGAGCAGGUACUACACCUGUGGUUGGAGGUACUCUGCUCCAGCCUGCCCACCGUGGAGAAGUGGUACCAGCCCUGGUCCUUCUUACGCAGCCCUGGUUGGGUCCAAAUCAAGUGUGAGCUCCGUGUCCUCUGCUGCUUUGCCUUCAGCCUGUCCCAGGACUGGGAACUUCCUGUGAGGAGAGAGGAGAAGCAGCCCCUGAAGGAGGGGGUUCAGGACAUGCUUGUGAAGCACCAUCUCUUCAGUUGGGACAUCGAUGGGUGA